AUGAACACGACUAACCAGACAAGCAGCAUAAGCAAGAGACGGAUGGAGUUCAUGAACCGCAGUCUUGCUACCAUCGCUGUAGAGACAAGUAUCUUACUCCUUAUUGCACUGAUUGCCAUUGGAGGAAAUCUUCUGGUAGUAAUCUCCAUCUAUCGUAAUCGCAGCCUUCGUACCAUCACUAACUACUUCGUACUCUCGCUCGCGAUGACUGACAUUCUGUUUCCAACCCUAAGUUUGCCUCUCAGUCUCUAUUGGUCGAUACAGGACCGAUUUACUUCCACGCCUGGUACAUGCGAGUUUCAAGCUGUAUUAAACACCAGUCUAGUAUGGGUCUCUGUUAGCAAUCUUCUCUUCAUGGCCAUCAAUCGGUUUGUUCGCGUCUGUAAACCUCAGAAAUACAAAAAGGUGUUCAGCAGGAAUAAAGCUUUGAUCAUGAUCGUUGUUAUCUGGGUUGGAAGCUUUUUCUCGAGUGCGCUUUAUCUAAAAGGGGGGCUUGAAUUGGUGCGCGCGCGGUUUAAUCCAUCCAAUAUUGCUUGUAGGUACGUUUAUCAAGCAACAAAUGUAAUAUCAAUGAUAAUAACGAAUAUAACCAUUUGUCUCGCCCUCUUUUUACCAUGCGCCACUAUCUUUUAUUGCUACUUAAAAGUUUUCAUGAAAAUUCGCGAACACAAGAAAAACAUCGCUCCUGCCUCCAACCCAAACAGUCUGGGCACAAGUAUACAGGAAAUCAAGGUCACGUGGACUGUGUUUUCAGUUUUGAUUGGUUAUUUACUUACGUGGAUUCCUGCUCUCCUUCUUGCAUUGACAAUUAACUUGUUUUUUGAGAGAGUUAAGGUUCCUCGUCAGGUUCGCAUGAUAACGAUAUACUCUGCAUCUAGCAGUUGUGCCAUCAACCCUGUAAUAUAUGGGCUAAUGAAUCCAGGCUUUCGACAAGAAUGCAAAAAAAUAUUCAAACUGAUGUGA
This is a messenger RNA of Actinia tenebrosa (Australian red waratah sea anemone), 963 nucleotides long. RefSeq names its product melatonin receptor type 1A-like. The record is from RefSeq and is a predicted model, not a curated record. Lineage: Eukaryota; Metazoa; Cnidaria; Anthozoa; Actiniaria; Actiniidae.